AUGGCCAAUGAAUCCGGUACAAGCCACGGCGACGACCUCCAGAGGAUACUGCUUGAUGAAAGCGCCGAGCCCAUGAACCUGCAGUUAUCACUUCUAAAAGACAUCACAAAUUGUUUCUCUUCUGAUCACGAAAUUGGCAGGGGCGGGUUUGCGGUGGUUUAUAAGGGAGUUGUCGGCAAAGGUAUAGUCGCCGUGAAGAAGCUGACCAACACAGCUGCUGUUCCCGAAGAGAAAUUCCAUGAAGAGAUUAGAAACCUGAUAAAGGCCAAGCACAAGAAUAUAGUACGUUUUCUGGGGUAUGUGCUGACACGCAAGGAAAAAUGGAAGAGUACAAGGGGAAACUUGUCAUGGCAGAUCAACGGAACUGGUUGCUAUGUUUUGAGUAUGUAUGCAACGGGAGUCUUGAUAAUCACAUUACCGGUAGGAUGACGUUUAUUCCCAUAUUUGUUUGCUCUUUUAAAGGUUAUGAAUACAUAUAGUAUGUCAUACACUUACUUUACAUAGGUCAUACACUUACUUACAUAU
Molecule: messenger RNA, 525 nt
Organism: Triticum aestivum (bread wheat)
Lineage: Eukaryota; Viridiplantae; Streptophyta; Magnoliopsida; Poales; Poaceae
Product: cysteine-rich receptor-like protein kinase 19
Exons: 2
Coding region: 1-429 (142 amino acids)
Biological process (GO): protein phosphorylation
Molecular function (GO): ATP binding; protein kinase activity
Source: RefSeq, a predicted model, not a curated record